Laccaria bicolor S238N-H82 is the source of this 1044-nucleotide messenger RNA. RefSeq lists its product as uncharacterized. The transcript is spliced from 2 exons. The record is from RefSeq and is a predicted model, not a curated record. Lineage: Eukaryota; Fungi; Basidiomycota; Agaricomycetes; Agaricales; Hydnangiaceae. Bases 1 to 1044 code for a protein of 347 amino acids.
AUGCCAGUUUCCCUCCCAACAGAGCUCCUUAUUGAUAUCUUGACUUUUGCUCUUCCCCUUCAUCCGGGGCCAGCUGACAUCCUUCGAACAUCGUCCCAAAUUUUCACGCUCGCCUUCCACAUACUGUAUACUCACCUCCGCUUUACAUCGACCCGGCAACUUGCCCUAUUUUUGAGCACCUUUGAAGACCACUCAUUGCGAUGCGCGCCGCGCAGCAUUGACUGUGACAUAGACGUUGAGAAUAAUGCGACAAGCGACGUCUUUCAGCUUAUGUGCUCACUUUUUACCCGCUGCAGUGCCGUUCCAACAGCUGAAGUCGAUGAUGAAGGGCGGCUUGUAGUGGACUUACUUCGUCUGCGAAUGAAUUCUCACGCGCAGGACCCAAACAUCUAUAUGGUGUACGAGGCUCUUUCGCAAAUCAACCCACGUCGGUUCACUUGGGUAGGCCCUGCUCCUCCUCACCAUUUCUCCAUCGCAGUAGGUUAUACACCUACCAACGCUCCAGGCGACUCACUUCGCAUCCAGAUUGUCCCGCAGGCCGUCCCGCCCCUCUUUCGAGCACUCUCGGGGCACUCGAACCUCGUAGAACUCAAAUUGACGCACAUCGGCUUUCCGAGUCCCAAGUCUGAUCCUGAGUCGGAUCCUUUUGAGCUGGUGCCACCACAUAUCCCCAGUCUGAGGGUGUUUUACCUUGGACAAGCGACGUUUGUGUCUCCCUACACAAUCGCCAGCUUCAUUGGAGCAGUUCAAUCGUCACCGAAUAAUCUCCAGACAGUCAGGCUCGUUGACGUCUACAAGGGAAGCAUCUGGGGUCUUCGUCUUCGACUGUCUGAUGUAGAAGAGGCAGCGAUGAUGCUUGCUUUACUCAGUCUUCGUCCGGAAGGGCUGCUCCACAGGAAAGAGCUCGUCAUUGCGGCGCUUGAAAUGGUUCGUCGGGUUGUUAUAUGUGAGGCGCAGACCGAGCGUAUCAUUGGAGGGGAUCGCGACGAAGACAACACGCUCAUGGUUACUUUACUAGCUAAGCUUGAAAGUUUGGAUUUGUGA